Rana temporaria (common frog) is the source of this 2575-nucleotide messenger RNA. RefSeq names its product adhesion molecule with Ig like domain 3 (gene AMIGO3). The record is from RefSeq and is a predicted model, not a curated record. Bases 719 to 2182 code for a protein of 487 amino acids. The transcript has a single exon. Gene Ontology annotation, biological process: brain development. Gene Ontology annotation, molecular function: protein binding. NCBI's taxonomy places the organism in Eukaryota, Metazoa, Chordata, Amphibia, Anura, Ranidae.
CUAUUAAGGCGGCCAUUGCCUGACCCCCCCAGGGGCUCCACAUCUGCUUCAGUGGACCUCUCUGAUGGUUUUUUUUCCCACACUGUCAUUUUUUUCGUAGGAUUGGGAUCUCUGCCCCCUCCAAGCAUUUUCACGAAGUAGCUAGAGAGCCAUUGAGAAUAUUAUUCAGGGAGGGACGAAGCAAAGACUAUUACAGCCAAUGACGGAGGAGACAAUGAGACAUCAGGGGAGGGAGGGGAGGAAGAGUCAGAAGUGCUUCCAGUACAGACAGCUUCAAUCGGCAACUGUAAGAGGACUCCGGCAUUGAUUCAACUCUCUACAAAAAAGUCUAUUUCACCGGCAGCCUCCAUCGGAACAGAUAAGGACGCUUCUAUUCUCCGCGUAAAAAGAAGAGGCCACCACUCACCACAAGGUAUUGAUCGGGAAGACGAUGACGUUGUGUGCCCAAGUCGUUGUCCUUGUCUGAGAAGUUCAUGUUCUCCGAGAGAGAGAAAAGGAGGAAGAUGUUGGCAGCUUUAUAAAUUCUUCAUCUGAUCACCCGUCCUGCUUGGUCCCAGGUACCAUCUACCCAAUUUAUUUCUACCAUCUUGCCAAUAUCAUUCCGGAACAUUAGAGUCGUGUUUUAGCAAUGAUUAGCAGACCGAUGGUCCACAUCUGCUCACCGAGACGGAAUUAGAAUCUGUUGAGCGGAGGGAGGCGAGGAGAUUGAUUAGACACCAUGAGAACUGGCCACCGCUGGGGGGAAUGGAUACGAUGCUUGGUGGUCUUCCUGGCGAUGGACACUUUAUCAUCAUCGUUCGCUUCCGGAUGCCCGUCCAAAUGCAUCUGUGCCUCCGACCUCCUAAGCUGUACGAAAAUUAGCCUGACAAACGUACCGGAAAACCUGCCAGCCACAUUUGCCAGUAUGGACCUGAGCCACAACUCCAUCGCCUCUCUUCGGGACGACUGGCUGGCCAACCUCCCUCAUCUGCACAUGCUGAGGCUUAGCCACAAUCGGUUAAAAUCUCUGUCCGCCGGCGCCUUUCGCAACGCCACCGAGCUGAGGCACCUUGACCUGUCUUCGAAUCGUCUUCAGACCGUCCUGGUGGAAAUUUUCCAGGCGCUCUUCAGACUGGAGGAACUUCUUCUAUACAACAACUUUAUCACCUACGUUGACGAGACGGCCUUCACCCGCCUGGGCAACAUCCGGAAAAUCUACUUGAGCUGGAAUAACCUGACCAGCUUUGCAUUCAGUUCCAUGCAGAAUCUGACGAACCCCCAUCUCCGUACCCUAGAUCUGUCCGCCAACAAGUUCUCUGAGUUGCCGGUGGAGGAGGUUUCCUCGCUUCCCGCCUUCAUCAAGAAUGGGCUGUACUUGCACAAUAACCCGCUCACUUGUAACUGUGCCCUGUUCAUGCUGCUCAGCCACUGGGAGCACCGGGGCUUCUCUUCUGUACUGGAAUUCUCCCGGGAACACACCUGUCUUUAUAUGGGAAAGCGGCGAGCGGUCGUUCGGAUCCUGCAAUCUCAGAGCGGGUUUGAUAAUUGCUCCUUUGGACUAGGGCAACACAUUCCUGACCUGGGGCUCAAAGUUCUUGUCGGGAAACGACUCAUGGUGACUUGUAACACCAGUUUGCCGCAGGAAAACACGACCUUCUUAUGGAUUUCGCCAGCCUACGACUUCAUCUUUCCGCCGGGGAACAGUAACCAAAGCUUCAAGAUACAUCCCAACGGCACUUUAGAAAUUCACAGGGCUCAGCCGUGGAAUUCAGGAGUCUACCUGUGUAUUGCGGUUAACAGGCGGCUUAGUUAUAACGCUACCCACGAGGUUAACGUCACUGUGCAUUUUCCCAAGCCCGAAGAGUCGUUCAACACCGGUCUCACCACCCUGUUGGGUUGCGUGGUCAGCCUGGUCUUGGUUUUCAUUUACCUCUACAUGACUCCUUGCCGUUGCUUCCGUUGCUGCUCAAAGCCACCGCAGACGCCGAGUCCUCCGCAGGAGGGCAGCGCUCAGUCCUCCAUCCUUUGCGGGACCCCUCCAGCCACCGACGGGUCCAACAGCCGCAAAGCCGGAGCCAGCCGGCACGUGGUCUUCCUGGAACCGAUAAAAGAAGGGCGCGUGGAGAAGCACCCAAAGAUUCUACAGCUGAGGAGGGAUUCUGAAAGUUCGGUCUUUUCAGAUUAUCCAAUUGUUCAGACGUAAAAAAAACAAUUGCAUGGUGGGUUAUCCUUUUCCCGGAAGAGCUGGUCUCGCACUUUGCCAGUGGCAUUUAAAAGGAAGUAUUGCAUGUCAGGUGUGCCAGCAUUUAGGCCUGGCAUCUACAGUGGUGGUGUAAUUUGCCUGGGGGUGAGGGCAUGGAAAGCCUCAAACUAAUAUUUGCUUGUACACCAGGUCCUUAUAGCGUAUUUUUCAGAUUCCCCCCAAUCUUCCCAAAGCUUUGUUUGAAAAAUGUGUGACUCUCCAAUAAUUGGAAUACAAAAAAAAAAGAGGGGGGAACCCAAAAGGUGACUUUAAUGGCACAGUAAACAAUAAAAGUAUGAAAAUGGAUGUAAACCCGAAAAUUAUUAUUUUUUAUGUCACAGUGUACAGUAUAAG